GGCCCAGACAGCUUGGCUCCUACAACCACGGUCGACGACCGCCAGCCACAGGGAACAGCAUGUCUUCUAUCGACCGCAAGGAUCGCCACCCGUCGUCGGGCUCGGAGGAUGGAAACGUCGUCGACCACGCGGCGCCACAUGUCACGGAUGAGGCUCCCCCGCGCACGUCGAUGCAGGGGGGCGCACGAAGGAACCACCUCAUCAAUGUGCAGCCCCUCAAGCGGUCUGAGAUGCAGCCCUCAUACGCGCAGGACUUGGGUGUAGGAGAAGUCGAGCAUGGCUUCUACGGAUCCAUGAUCAACUGCCUUGGUGGCGUUGUCGGUUUCCUAGGCGCAAUCCCUUGCUGCCCCUGCCCCAACCCGUUCAAGAACGUCCAGCAGGGGUCUGUUGGUCUCGUCACGCGCUUCGGCCAAUUUUACAAGUCGGUGGACCCAGGCCUCGUCCAGCUCAAUGUCUGCACGGAGGACAUCAAGAUCGUGGACGUCAAGAUUCAAAUCAGCCCAAUUGGGAGGCAGACCGUCAUCACGCGCGACAAUGUCAACGUCGAGAUCGACUCCGUCAUCUACUUCCAGAUCACCAACCCCUACCGCGCUGCCUUCGGCAUCAGCGACCUCCGCCAGGCCCUCAUCGAGCGCGCGCAGACCACUCUCCGCCACGUCGUCGGUGCGCGCGCCGUCCAGUCCGUCGUCACCGAGCGCGAGGCCAUCGCCUUCGAAAUUGCCGAGAUCGUCGGCGACGUCGCGGACAAGUGGGGUGUCUCCAUCGAGGGCAUCCUCAUCAAGGACAUCAUCUUCUCGCCCGAGGUCGCGGCAAGUCUUUCGUCCGCCGCGCAGCAGAAGCGCUUGGGUGAGAGUAAGGUCAUUGCGGCGAGGGCAGAGGUCGACGCGGCACGCUUGAUGCGGCAGGCGGCGGAUAUCUUGGCGUCACCGGCUGCCAUGCAGAUCCGGCAGCUGGAAGCAUUGCAGCAAAUGGCGCGCUCGGCAAACAGCAAGGUCGUCUUCGUGCCGAUGCAGCUGCAGAGCGAUGUUGUCGGCCAAAUGCAGGCCAGCGGCUCCGGCUCUGGCGUCAACGCCGGCCUCAUCCAGUCGCAGAGCGGCGAGUCUGCGCCGGGAGACUCCCAGGGCGGUGUCGGCGCUGUCAGCCGCGCAGGCCUUCUCAACAGCAUGUCAGAGGUCUAAGCAGUCGACUUCCCGUCUUCUUCGUGCUCGCGUUAUGCCCCUUUUACCCUCUAAUUUUCUGAAGUAUCUUCCGUAUUUCCUCUACUUGGAUUUCAUUUGCGUUCGCUCAUACGUACGCGUCUUGUACUUGUAUACUUGCCCGCCUUUGUGCUGAAUAAUGCUGCUUGUCAUGCCCUUGUACUUAUUUAUGUACACCGUGGAUGUUUCUUCUUACGACCUGACGACGGUUUUCACAAUAUGAUGCUCUGCUAUACCUGCGCCUGCACCAAAUAUUCAUUGCGAUGAAGUUGCUGGAUGAAGACGCCGCCAUUUGCUUAGCUAUGAAGUAUAGAUAUCGCUUGCCAGGGUCGAUGCUAUUCUCUUGCAUACGUUGCUUCUAGUGCCAGCGCCGACCCAUAGGAAUUGCUCAACUUGUAUUUUAGUCUUUGAUAACCUGGUCGCAGUGGCGCACCGUAACACCGACGCGUUCGGGCU
Schizophyllum commune H4-8 is the source of this 1652-nucleotide messenger RNA. RefSeq lists its product as uncharacterized. NCBI's taxonomy places the organism in Eukaryota, Fungi, Basidiomycota, Agaricomycetes, Agaricales, Schizophyllaceae. The record is from RefSeq and is a predicted model, not a curated record. The transcript has 7 exons. The coding region runs from base 60 to 1178 and encodes 372 amino acids. Gene Ontology annotation, cellular component: plasma membrane.